CAUCUCUCCCUCCAGAUCUCUCAGUUCCCCGCUAUUAAUUACCCACCUCUCUCUUCCCUCCUCUCUCCCCGUAGCUCUCUCUCCUCGCCCCGCUCCGUCCUCCCCUCCUAGGGUUCGACGCCCUCGCCAGCCCGCGGCGAAGCCACCGCCCACCUCGCCGGCGGCGUCCGCGGCCAGGAAGAUGGCCGGCGGCUUUCGGGUGCUACAUCUUGUCAGGCCCUUCUUGGCUUUCUUGCCGGAAGUGCAGAGUGCUGACAGGAAAAUACCAUUUAGAGAAAAAGUGAUCUACACCGUCAUUUCUCUCUUCAUUUUCCUGGUGUGCAGUCAGCUCCCGCUCUAUGGCAUCCAUUCAACCACUGGAGCUGAUCCUUUCUACUGGAUGCGUGUUAUUCUUGCAUCAAACCGUGGUACUGUCAUGGAGCUGGGUAUUACCCCAAUUGUGACAUCUGGAAUGGUUAUGCAACUUCUAGUGGGAUCCAAGAUUAUUGAAGUUGACAACAGUGUGAGAGAGGAUCGUGCUCUGCUGAAUGGUGCACAGAAGUUGCUGGGUAUCCUGAUUGCCAUUGGGGAAGCUGUGGCAUAUGUUCUGUCUGGAAUGUAUGGCAGUGUGAGCCAACUUGGAACUGGAAAUGCCAUUCUCAUCAUACUUCAGCUUUUCUUUGCUGGCAUCAUUGUCAUCUGUCUAGAUGAACUUCUCCAGAAAGGCUAUGGUUUGGGUUCUGGCAUUUCUCUCUUCAUUGCUACCAAUAUCUGUGAGAAUAUCAUCUGGAAGGCAUUUAGCCCUACCACCAUCAACAGUGGACGUGGUGCUGAAUUUGAAGGGGCUGUCAUUGCAUUGUUCCAUCUGUUGAUUACUCGAUCAGACAAAGUCCGUGCCCUACGAGAAGCUUUCUACCGUCAGAAUCUGCCAAAUGUGACCAAUUUGCUUGCUACUGUCCUGGUCUUUCUCAUAGUUAUCUAUUUCCAAGGCUUCCGUGUUGUGCUUCCAGUGAGGUCAAAGAAUGCUCGUGGGCAGCAAGGCUCAUACCCAAUUAAGCUGUUCUACACUUCAAACAUGCCCAUCAUUCUGCACUCUGCCCUGAUUACCAACCUGUAUUUCAUAUCCCAGCUUCUCUACAGGAAGUACAGUGGAAACUUUCUGGUUAACCUUCUUGGUAUAUGGAAAGAAUCUGAAUAUUCUGGCCAUUCUAUCCCUGUUGGUGGUCUUGCUUACUAUGUAACUGCACCAUCAAGUAUGGCUGAUAUUCUGGCGAAUCCAUUCCAUGCAUUGUUCUAUGUGGUCUUCAUGCUGUCAGCAUGUGCUCUCUUCUCAAAAACAUGGAUUGAAGUCUCUGGUUCAUCAGCCAAGGAUGUUGCUAAGCAGCUGAAGGAACAACAAAUGGUGAUGCCAGGUCAUCGUGAGUCAAACCUGCAAAAGGAACUGAACAGAUACAUCCCUACUGCCGCUGCAUUUGGUGGAGUGUGCAUCGGCGCAUUGACUGUUCUUGCUGAUUUCAUGGGCGCAAUUGGUUCAGGAACCGGAAUUCUGUUGGCUGUUACCAUCAUAUACCAGUACUUUGAGACCUUCGAGAAGGAGAGGGCGACAGAGCUUGGUUUCUUCGGGUUUUGAUUGAUACAUGAUAGCUUUGGGAGCAUGUUAUGGCUACAGCACAGCUCGAGUCUUUCUAGACAGUCGCAAUACUGCUUGGCUGGCUGGCUGUUGUGGUUGUAACCGGAGAUUAAAUUCUGUUUAGGUUACCCCGACUUAUUUACAGUUGAGAAAUCUGUAGAUGCUGCGUGUGUUCUUCAGGCCAGUUAUGGUGGUGGACCGGUCCAAGCACGGGCGUGGCCGUCACCUGUCAUCUUCCGUAGACUUCUCAUGUUUUUGACUAUAUAGCAACUGAAUGUUUUGGGACCAAUUUAGUCAUCUUGAGCUGGUA
Aegilops tauschii subsp. strangulata is the source of this 1919-nucleotide messenger RNA. RefSeq lists its product as uncharacterized. Lineage: Eukaryota; Viridiplantae; Streptophyta; Magnoliopsida; Poales; Poaceae. Gene Ontology annotation, cellular component: membrane. The record is from RefSeq and is a predicted model, not a curated record. Gene Ontology annotation, biological process: protein transport.